AUGGCAAAUUAUGCAUUAGAUCUUGGUAAUGGCUAUCCAAAAAGUGAAGAACUGAAAGAGGAUGCGAUAUUGCAAAUUGGUGAUAUGUGGCGAGACAUCCAGGGUGCAAAUAACUGGAAGGGCUUGCUUGAUCCAAUUCAUCCGCUUCUCAAAGCAGAGAUACUCGGAUAUGGUGAUUUUGCACAGCAAUGCUACGACACAUUUGAUAAUACUCGGUCUUCCCAAUACUAUGGGAAUUCUAAGCGCUCCAAAAGCUCACUAGGACAGAGAUUGGGUUCUGUGAAAUGUGGGCGUGGUUAUCAAGUCACCGAAUAUAUAUACGCCAAUACUGGAACCCUAAAAUCGUUUUUCCGCGAGAAAUGGAGGGAUACCGGCGCUUGGAUGGGAUUUAUUGCUGUUUGCACAGACCCAAAUGAGAUAAAAAGAUUGGGUAGGCGUGAUAUAGUUGUUGCGUGGAGAGGCACGGAAACACCCCAUGAAUGGAUGCAAAAUCUCAAAGACAUAUUAGUUCCUGCUGUUCUAUCGGCUAGUACAAAAUCCAACAUCCAAUCUACUUUCAAACCUCAUGUUCGGAUAGAGAAGGGAUUUUUAACAUGUUAUACCUCAGUUGAUGAAGGAUCCGGAAGAUCUAGGCUCAGUGCAAGAGAGAUUGUUGUGGCUGAAAUAAAAAGUUUAUUGAAUAAUUUCAAAGAUGAAGAUGUGAGUAUAACGUUCACUGGACACAGCUUGGGAGCUGCGCUGGCAACCAUAAGUGCAUAUGAUAUAAAACAGAUGGUGAUGAAUGAAUAUUACAUUAGGUCAAUACCUGUCACGGUUUUUGCCUUUGCCUCUCCACGUGUGGGAAACUUAUCAUUUGCUCAACACGUUGAGGAGAUUGGAGUCAAAGUGCUGCGGCUGGUGAAUAAGAAGGAUUUCGUUCCUAAAGUUCCUGGGAUUAUCGUUAAUGAGAAAAUGGGUUGGCUCGCUAGAAUUCUGCAUUGGUUUCCAUGGACAUAUGUUCAUGUGGGAAUCGAGAUUACUUUGGAUAGCAGCAACUCACAAGUGCUGAAGCAAACUUAUAAUCCUUCUAGCUUUCACAAUUUAGAAGUUUAUCUCCACUUAGUGGAUGGGCUUCCACAGAACAACAAUCUGCCUUUCAAAUUGCCACGAAGAGAUCCAGCUCUGGUCAACAAGAAUUCCGACUUAUUGAUUAGAGAGCUUCAAAUUCCAUCUUACUGGUGGACACAGAGAAAUAAAGAAAUAGUGAAACGCAUAGAUGGGAAGCUGGUAUACUCUCCCAGAUCUCCCACUGCUGUUUCUAUUACUGAAUCCCCUUCGCUACUCAUCUCUAAUUUAGUAAUUGUAUUAGAGGUGGUUGUUGCUCUUUUCGGAGUUAUGAGUUUCUUCCACGUUGGAAGUCGAAUCUAG
Molecule: messenger RNA, 1407 nt
Organism: Cryptomeria japonica (Japanese cedar)
Lineage: Eukaryota; Viridiplantae; Streptophyta; Pinopsida; Cupressales; Cupressaceae
Product: phospholipase A1-Igamma3, chloroplastic-like
Exons: 1
Coding region: 1-1407 (468 amino acids)
Biological process (GO): lipid metabolic process
Molecular function (GO): glycerophospholipase activity
Source: RefSeq, a predicted model, not a curated record